Schistosoma mattheei is the source of this 1728-nucleotide messenger RNA. Lineage: Eukaryota; Metazoa; Platyhelminthes; Trematoda; Strigeidida; Schistosomatidae. The record is from the annotation of a GenBank genome assembly.
AUGGAUGAGUCUGUACUCUCAAAGUGCCAGUCUAAGAAGCUGGCUAAACGUGAAAAGAAGAUGGCUAAAUUUGAAGCCAAACAAGAAAAACGUUCUUCAGAUGCCUCAAAGAAUCAGAAGUCGUCAAAAAAAGACAAAUUGAAGAAAGAGCAAGUUGUUCUGAAUGCAGUGACAGACGCAUCUGGCAAAAAAGAUAUGACUGGUGAAAUGCCCGAAUCCUACUCCCCCAAAUAUGUUGAGGCCACGUGGUACGAAUGGUGGGAGCGUAGUGGACUUUUCAAACCAGAAUUUCAGAUUGAAAGCCAAGACAAAUUCGUUAUGGUUAUACCUCCCCCAAACGUCACUGGAGUCUUGCAUUUGGGCCACGCUUUGACAAACAGCAUUGAAGAUGCCAUUACACGAUGGCACAGAAUGAAUGGAAAAGUUACAUUGUGGGUUCCUGGAUGUGACCACGCUGGUAUUGCCACUCAGGUAGUGGUAGAAAAAAAGUUGUGGCGAGAGAAAAAUCUCACUCGACAUGAUAUUGGACGUGAUGAAUUUGUGAAAGAAGUUUGGAAAUGGAAAGAAGAAAAGGGUGAUCGCAUUUAUCAACAACUUAGAGCUUUGGGAAGUUCUUGUGAUUGGUCUCGAGCUAGAUUCACUAUGGAUCCAUCUAUGUGUAAAGCUGUUACAGAGGCUUUUAUUCGUUUAUACGAUGAUGGUUUAAUUUAUCGAAGCCUUCGAUUAGUCAAUUGGUCUUGUACUUUACGUUCAGCCAUAUCAGAUAUCGAGGUAGAUAAACAAGAACUUUCUGGACGUACUUUACUUCGUGUUCCUGGCUAUAAUAAACCUGUAGCAUUCGGAGUUAUCGUAUCGUUUGCCUACCCUCUUCUACCUGAUCCUAGUGAUACAGGCGUUGCUGUACAUCCUGACGAUGAUCGUUAUCGACAUUUAAUUGGUCGUCUAAUCAAGCAUCCACUUAUUCCAGAUAGAUUAAUUCCAAUCGUUGGUGAUACAUUUGUUGAUCCGAACUUUGGAACUGGUGCUGUAAAAAUAACACCUGCUCAUGAUUAUAAUGAUUGGGAAAUUGGGAAAAGGCAUUCACUUCCGACUAUAGUAGUAAUUGGUGAAGAUGGUUUGAUGACAUCUGCUUCAGGUCCCAGAUUUGCAGGACUUCAAAGAUUUGUUGCUCGAGAUGCCGUUCGGAAAGCUCUCGAUGAAUUAGGCUUGUAUAGAGGUGAAAAAGAUAAUCCUAUGGUUGUGCCGAUAUGUUCUCGAAGCAAAGAUAUUGUUGAACCAUUGUUGAAACCGCAAUGGUACCUACGUUGUCAGGAUAUGGCUAAUGCGGCAAUGAAGGAGGUAUCUGAAGGUCGCUUACGUAUUAUUCCUAGUUUCCAUAUUCGUACAUGGAAUAAUUGGCUUAAAGAUUGUCAUGAUUGGUGUAUUUCCCGACAAUUAUGGUGGGGGCAUCGUAUUCCUGCUUAUCAUGUUUCGAUUCGACGUCCUGGCGUAGAUAAUUUAGAAGUUUUAGAUCCUACAGAUCAUAAUUCAUGGGUAGUUGGUCAUACAAUUGAAGAAGCACUUCAAAAAGCCUGUGAUAAAUUCCAUUGUUCACCAGAUAACUUAACUUUAAACCAAGAUAAUGAUGUAUUAGAUACAUGGUUCUCUUCACAAUUAUUUCCAUUCUCUGUAUUUGGUUGGCCUGAACAAACACCAGAUUUAAAAGCUUAUUAUCCGGUAGUUUAUUAG